Messenger RNA from Klebsormidium nitens, 2840 nucleotides. The record is from the annotation of a GenBank genome assembly. Lineage: Eukaryota; Viridiplantae; Streptophyta; Klebsormidiophyceae; Klebsormidiales; Klebsormidiaceae.
GAACAAAAUAUCCAGCCUGAUCCAGCCGCUCAAGCUCAGGGUAGAAGGAAGGAAUGUUGCACUUUUGGCUUUUCAAUCUGCUUGAAUCCACAGCAUUCGCAUGGGAGGUAGCGCUUGAUGAAUGCAUAGACGGUGCAGGGACACGUUGAAAGUCACCUGACAGGUUGCUCCAGCUGGGAGGAGUCAUCAGCUCAAAGAAUGGGUUCUCGCAGCAAGGACACGACAGUGAUCCUUCUCGAUGUGAGCACAUCGAUGCACCCGCACCUCCAAGAAACGAUCCGCUGCUUACAAGGUUAUCUCCAACAAAAGUUCCUUUCUGCGAGUGGUCAGAAGGAUGAAGUGGGGCUUGUCCUGUUUGGCUGCGACUAUACGGACAACGACCUGAAUGAGCAGAUGGGAGGAUACGAGGGGGUGAUUGUGGCGAACCCCAUCCAGCCAGUCAACUUGAACUUUGUGAAGCAGCUGGACACUCUCCCCAAAGGAGAUGGAACAGCUGACUUCCUCGAUGCGGUGGUGGUUGGGUUGGGCCUCCUUAUUGAGCGAGCGGGCGACAAAAAGCUUGCUGGCAAAAAGCGCCUGUGGCUACUCACGAAUCUCGAGUCCCCAGUGAAAGAGCCGGCUGAAGGGACGAUUGAGGAACAAGCAGCCACAAUUGCAGGCACAAUGGUCGAGAAGGAGAUCAGGUUAGAAGUCACGCGCAUCCACUUCAAGCAAGAGGUGCAGACAUCAACGAGCAUCCAAAACGAGAUUCUUCUUCGAAGGUUUGUUGGCGAAACCCACGGCCAGAUACAGACGGUGUCAAGCGCACUAGCUCUAAGCGGCACACUGGCGACAGCAACACCAGCCAAAGCCCCAACAACGACCUACAGAGGGCCCUUGGAGGUCACGCCGAAUUUGAAAAUCAACAUCUGGUGCUACAAGAAGACGGUCGAGGCGAAGCUCCCGUCGCUCAAGGGCUACUCGGACCGCGCCCCCGCGAGCGACCCCACCGCCCAGCACGAGAUGGAGCGCAUCACGGCGUAUAAGAGCACGGCGGAUCCUGACAGAGAGGUGCCCCCGGCAGAGCAUACGAAGGCGUACCGCUAUGGCCCGCAAUUCAUUCCGGUGGAUCAGCACGUAGAGGAGGGGCUGAAGUUUCGAGCGGACAAGGGGGUCAAGGUCAUCGGGUUUACGCACUCCAAGCACGUCCCCAGGCACCUAUUCAUGAAGGACAGCAACGUGUUCAUCGCCGAGCCGACCAACGAGACGGCGGCCGUGUCCUUCUCGGCGCUCGUGCGUGCCAUGCACCAGACCCACCGGGUCGCCAUCUUGCGAUGCGUGUACCGCGCCAACCAAGGCAGCGUGGCGCUGUCCGUGGGGACGCCCUGCCCCGCGGAGGAGGACCACCUCCCGGACUCGCUGAUCGUGAACCAGCUCCCGUUCGCGGAGGACGUCCGGGAGUACCCGUUUCUGGCGCUGGCUGACCAGCCCGAGAGCAAGCAGCCCAGCCUUGAGCAAAUGGACCUAGCAGAGCAGCUCGUGCAGAAGCUGGAUCUCGCGCCCGCGGCGGGAGAGGAACUGCUGGCGCCAGAGGCCACGCCCAACCCCACGCUCGAGCGGUUUUACAACUUCCUUCAUAAGCGGGCCGUCGAGCCAGAAGCGGCGCUUCCGCCCAUCACCCCCACUGCCCGCGCUGUCAUCGAGCCGCCGCCCCGACUCCUCGAAGCCGCCACUCCUCUCAUCGAAGACUUCCAGACCAAGUUCAGCCUUACCGUUGCUGCCAUUGAGGACAAGCCGUCCAAGCGCUUCUGGCGCGACCGCCACGCGGGCCAGGACGAGGCCCCCGGCCAGCUGGACAACGGCGCGAGCACGAGCGGCACGGCCGCGGACCCCAUCUCGCUGGACGAUCUCGCGGCGCGGAAAGUGGACGAGGUUGGGACGGUGAACCCGGUGCAGGACUUCAAUUCCAUGAUCGCGCGCACGGACGACCCGAACCUGAUACCCAAGGCCAUCAAGGGCAUGAAGGACGUCAUCGACAACCUGGUGACGCAAGCAUACCAGGGCAACACGUACGACCAAGCGCUGGAGUGCUUACGAGCGUUGCGACGAGGGUGCAUCCUGCAAAGCGAACCACUGGAGUUCAACAGCUACCUAAGAGAAAUAGCAGCCCGAUCAAAGGGGAAGCGGCAGCACGACUUCUGGGAGCGACUGGUCAAGAACCAGCUGACGCUGAUUAACCGGGACGAGGAGCCUGACAGCGACGUCUUACCAGAGGAAGCGCAGAAGUUUUUGACGGAGGCCGAGGCCAAGCCGCCGUCUGCGGUUGAGGAGCCAGAGAAGGAUGAAGAAGUCGACGAGAUGGCUGAACUUCUGGACAUGGCAGAAUAAAAGGUUGUGCUUUCUCACUUGAGAUCAGUGGUUCUAUACCGGCUAUACAAGCUGAAAGAAAUAUUGUCGGAGGGUCGGGCUGCAUGGCAGUCCGAUACAGGAGCAACGGUAGGCCGGUUAUCUGGAAUAAGAGUUACGGACAAAGGUCCAUCAAUAAGUCUGUACAUAUGCGACAUUUGAUACAUAGGUUCUGUUGCGAAGAGACCAGUUUGUCUUAGGUUCUGGUCCAUGCCACCAUGCGAAGCAACUCAUUACCACUGGGCAUGAGCCGCAUCAUAAACAAUCCUGCAGAUCGCGAGGCGAUUCAGCACUGCACGUUGCUCCGAUUACAUAGAUUGUUGAACCUAUGAUGCCGCCAACAGCAUCAUAAAUGGCUCCUGCUGUAAGUUCAAUUGCAGACAUAAUAUAGACAAUCCAAAGACCCAAGUGCAGGAACUGUGCUGAUUAUAUUAGGCACGCAUGGAAAAGGUGAG